AAACUACACGAUGGGAGCAAAUACUUUGUUGACUAUUCUAGCAUUGUCUCUUUUAGUGGCCUCAGUGGCCGGAAACAGCGAUUUGGCCGGUCAGUUUUUCCAUGUGACCGGCAAAGUCCUUUGCCAGGACUGUAACAAAGGCUGGAAUGAAUGGGUCAAUGGAGCCAAGCCCAUAAAAGGCUGCAAGGUCUCAGUUACAUGUCUGGACGACAGGAACAGGGCUGUGCACUACGCGAGUGACCUCACUGAUGAUGUCGGCGAAUUUGACAUCGCGUGUAAUAAAUUUGUAAACGGGAAAGAGCUAAAGCCCCAGAAUUGCUUCUUGAGACUGGUCUCGUCACCCGAUCCUGUCUGCAACAUUGCCACCGACUUUUCGGGAGGGAAGACAGGUGUCAAGCUCAGCCACCCAGCCGUGGUUUAUAGGGACCUGAUUAAGUACGUGCUUGGCCCGUUUUAUUACACCACGCCUAUGUGUGAUAAACCGGACACCAGCAGUCCUGAUGAAGGUGAUAGUGACGAUAAUGAUGAUGAUGAUGAUGAUGGCGGCAAAGAGAGAAACUAUUAG
Messenger RNA from Striga asiatica, 565 nucleotides. NCBI's taxonomy places the organism in Eukaryota, Viridiplantae, Streptophyta, Magnoliopsida, Lamiales, Orobanchaceae. The record is from the annotation of a GenBank genome assembly.